This is a messenger RNA of Aspergillus neoniger CBS 115656, 1318 nucleotides long. Its product is annotated as F-box protein. Bases 92 to 1267 code for a protein of 391 amino acids. Gene Ontology annotation, molecular function: protein binding. NCBI's taxonomy places the organism in Eukaryota, Fungi, Ascomycota, Eurotiomycetes, Eurotiales, Aspergillaceae. The record is from RefSeq and is a predicted model, not a curated record. The transcript has 2 exons.
GGGGACCUUGAACUGCGGACAAACGGAGUGGGCGACCAGGCAGCGCCCAAAGUACAGGCGACAACAUAUUACUGGCAGUUAAGAGGAUCUUAUGGGAGGGUUAAAACAUCUAGCCAGGUUUCACAAAAUGUCCGACAAGAUUAGCUUAUUACCCUUGGAGCUCAUCCUUCACAUACUCUCCUACCUUCCCUUCGAGUCCUUGCUUGCCUUCGGCGAAACAUCUCGCGCCAACUAUGAGUCCCAUACCCUCUGUCUUGAAUGUCUACGAUUAGGGGUUUUUGAAAAGCGCAUUCACUCUGUGAUAUCCUUACUCCAGGCUGGCUGGACCACGCCGGAUCAAAUGGCACAGAUUUCCAGUCACAACAAACAAGCGAAUGACUACACAAUAUCCAUCAUCCAACCUGCCAUGAGCCGCCUUGCGAGUGACUUGAACAGCAAGCCUCUACUGAAAAUGAAAAGCUUGAAAAGACGGUGCCCUGCACUACUUGAGAAAUCCCGAACAUUGGAGCAGAUGAUUAGGGAGCAAAAUAGGGUUUUUUCCCAAGUGGUGAAUCGGUAUGGCCGAGGACUUAGGAAACUGGAGUUUAUGGCGUAUGAUCUUGACAGCGAGGGUGCCAUGGCUUUAGCUUCCAAAUGCAAAAACAUAUUGCAUCAUCUAGCAUUGCGCUUUGAGCAUCCACACAUUCGGGACGGCCCCAUCAGACCUAGCACUUGGCUGAAUCCUGCCCCGGGAAGUACAACAUGGAAUAUGUUUCUCGGUAUAGGACGGUAUCCCCAAUAUGGGCUUUGCGGGCUACAGACGUUGAUCCUGGAGCGGGCGGGCAUCACACCGUGGCAGUUGACCAUGCUUGUGAAGAAAAACCCCAAGCUGACCGUUCUCAAACUGAGAACAUGUCGCGGUGCACAGCCUGAGUUUUUGAACUGGCUAGGUGGAGUUUCCUACGAGCCAGAAGAGCGAGGAAUAGAUGAGAACAGUCUAGCUCCUGGUCGGAAGCUCAAAGUGCUCUGGUUGGAAAACUGCCACCAGGUACUUGCCCAUCCCAUCGAAGACUAUGAACAUCUGCCCAACGAAUUUUGCGACUUUGGCCUUGAAUGGGUCAGAGGUCUGACCAGCUUGCGUUCUCUAUCUUUCAGCGAGAGCGCGAAUAUCCCUCCCGAAUACAUUGACAGGGCCAAUAGUGUCCUUUGGAAGAUACCAGAAGUCAUCUUGCCUUAUUCUGGCCAGGGGGACAAGGCCCCUAUUGAAGUCGAUCCUGGGUUAUUGUAGUUUACAAUGCUUUUUUAUGUUUAUUGUUCUUAUCUUUUUCUUGUUCUCUAG